Melozone crissalis (California towhee) is the source of this 459-nucleotide messenger RNA. Its product is annotated as complexin-3-like. Gene Ontology annotation, biological process: synaptic vesicle exocytosis; regulation of neurotransmitter secretion; neurotransmitter transport. Gene Ontology annotation, molecular function: syntaxin binding. Bases 1 to 459 code for a protein of 152 amino acids. The record is from RefSeq and is a predicted model, not a curated record. The transcript is spliced from 3 exons. NCBI's taxonomy places the organism in Eukaryota, Metazoa, Chordata, Aves, Passeriformes, Passerellidae. Gene Ontology annotation, cellular component: terminal bouton; SNARE complex.
AUGGCCUCCUUCUUCACGGCCACCCUGAAGAGCUUCCAGGGGGGCAAGGACGAGUCCGCCAAGGGGGCCCCCAAGGAUGAGAAGGCGGCAGCGCUGCCCAGCACCAUGGGCCACGAGGAGUUUGAGGAGUACCAGCGGCAGCUGCUGGAGGAGAAGAUCGAGCGGGACAAGGCGUUUGCACAGAGGAAGGCAGAACGGGCCACGGUGCGGAUGCACCUGCGGGACAAGUACCACCUGACCCAGGACGAGCGGGACGACGCCCAGGUGCACGUGGCCGGAGGGGCGGUGGAGCUGCCGCCGGAGCUGGCAGCCAUGGUGCACAGCGAGGAGGAGGAGGAGGAUGGCAGCGCCGGGGCGUUCGCCUUCCUGGCGAAGCUGCGGCAGGUGGAGCUGCCGGCGCUGCGGGAGCGCGCCCUGGGCGGCGUGGAGCAGGUGCGGGAGAGGUGCGCCCUGAUGUAG